Mercenaria mercenaria is the source of this 1531-nucleotide messenger RNA. RefSeq lists its product as uncharacterized. Gene Ontology annotation, biological process: carbohydrate biosynthetic process. Bases 1 to 1062 code for a protein of 353 amino acids. The transcript is spliced from 3 exons. Lineage: Eukaryota; Metazoa; Mollusca; Bivalvia; Venerida; Veneridae. Gene Ontology annotation, cellular component: membrane. The record is from RefSeq and is a predicted model, not a curated record. Gene Ontology annotation, molecular function: sulfotransferase activity.
AUGCAAGCAGGGAACCGACCUAGAGAUGAGAGCCACAAUUUUAGUGACAGUAUUAUAACUAUAGGAGGACAGUCUUUAUCGGGAGACUGGAAAGUAUCAAUCGCUAAUUUGUCCGUUGACGAGGGACAAAACAGACUUGGAUUAUCUCGCAGGUCGACUGCUUCCGUAUACACCUCAUCUUUAACAAGACCUUCGUCUUAUUUGUCAACAAAAAACCUAUCGCCUUCAUCACGACCUUCAGCUGCAUCCGUUUCUAAAUAUAGAAGAAAAUCCGGUUCGGCAUAUAGCUCUGAAAUAUCUCAGUCUAACAGUUUAACAUCCGGACACACGCAGAGUAACAAUGACAUCGGAUUAUCAAUGAUUUACAAGAGUUACAUAUUGGAUGCAUUGGUAGAUUUUAAUCCAGUAAGAGUAGUUAAAGAUUUGAAUGAGUUUGCCGAGAAGAAUUUUUGGAUUGGAUCGUUAAAGAAGGUCAAAGUGGAAAAGACAUUGAAUCGUCAUUGGGUGCCUAUAUUCUCCCUCUGUUAUCCUUGUGCAAUCAAUCCUUUCAUAUUAGUCAAACAAGAGACAUUUGCCCACGAUGUUGAAUUCGCCUUACAGCAGCUUGGUGUUGAAAGGUCGACAUAUGAUUAUAUCACUCUAGCACUUUAUGACCACAGGGCUGAAUUAAGCCUUCCUAGUAUAAUAGUAACAUUAUUUCAUAUUGCAAUAAAGCCGGCUGUACAGAGUUGCCUCGGAUUUGUAAAGUUUACACGUCGUAUCUGGAUAUCUCUUCAAAUACAAGGUUUUAUCGACGAAAAGAUUGAAUUUCCUGUUGAAAAAUUUAGCAAAGAUCAGUUUUCAAAUGGAACUUAUUUCACCGAGAUAGUGUUACAAACACUACGUGAUUAUCCUAUGAGCUCCUCACAAAGUAACAUUCAAGGACAGGAAUAUCUUUAUUGCGCCUACAGAUCAGUAAAACCCGAGACCUUACGAAGAGUACAGGACCUUUAUAAACAAGAUUUUGAGAUGUUUGGAUACAGCAAAUUACCACCAACAAACAUUUUGACACGCCAGACUUGAUUUACAGGAAUAUAACUAUGUGCCUUAAACAUGCAAUUAUUAUCGCCGUAAAAGUUCAGUAAUCUGAAACGCUCAGUCAACCUUAUUAUAUGUUUUAUAUAACAUGUAGCAUAAAAUAAACAUCUUCAAUCAAAAGAAUUGUCCAUUGUUGUUAAUAUUUUUAUUCAUCGACAAUUUGUUUGAAAAUCAAAAUUUAUGUAUCAUUAACUUACUUGACGUCUUAAAUUAAAUGUAUAUAUCAUUAACUCAUUUGAUAUCUUAAAUUAAACAGGAACUAUAUAAGCUGUUGGAAAAAGGGACACUAGUACUCUUCCGUUAAAACAAAUGCAUGGAUACCACCAAUCAUAUAUCUAUUUGUCCUAUAGUUAAUUAAUAUCAUCCAAAAUUUAAAAGUAAUUGUAAUUAGAUUUCAAGUAGGAAUAAUGUGUUAAAGUGAGUCAUAGGCAAUACAUAUUUUGUAAAAACUCUU